This is a messenger RNA of Cylicostephanus goldi, 677 nucleotides long. The record is from the annotation of a GenBank genome assembly. Lineage: Eukaryota; Metazoa; Nematoda; Chromadorea; Rhabditida; Strongylidae.
AGAGGCUUCAACGGUUCAAUCCGGCUGUGGUACUAGCGAUUUCUGAUGGAUUUGUCGAAGCUAUCACAUUCAGCCCAACUCAGAAUCAGCCACGUUUGUUCAAUAAGGAUAGCUUGGACAAAAGUCUCACCAAAGCUAUUGGAUUUGGUGAGAAUUGUGGGACACCACUACGAGAUGCUCAUCUUGCACUGGAGAUGGACGAUCUGCGCUUGCAUGCUGCGUUCGAGUUAGGUAUAGCCAUGGGUUGCGACAAUUCCACCGAUCUGGCUAAGAAAGCUGCAACAGUUGGAAGUGUUGUUGAUAUGCUGAAGAAAACUAUGACUUUGGAUACUGUUCAAGAAUUCUCUGUCGUUCCAUCAGCAAAUCCAAGUGACCAUUUCACUCCAGAUCAAGUGAUUAUGGUGACAAGUGCUUCUAUACCAUAUCUUGAGAACAAACAGUGCCUUUACACAAUACCCGCACCAACUCCUCUCCUAAAACUAUACCGCAUGGGUAGCGGUCAGCCACCAUACACGCUAGUAAUGGCACUUGAAAAGAAAACCGAAACUCUCGUUUUCGAAAUGAUGUCAACAUGGUGUAAUUCGCCCAUAGUAGAAGGAGUGGAUAAGAUUUUAAAAGAGUCAACCAUUAUCUUCAUGCCAGAAAUCCCGCAUACUCAGGUAGAGGUUGCAUAUAGU